AUGCGUUCUUCGGUCAAACUGUCCAAAUGGGGCAAGACAGAGAGUCGAAACCCGAGCUUCAGAUCGGAUGAGCCGACGACAACUGAUAAUCCGACUCCUGAGAGCUCUGCUGCCGACCCGAGUGUCGAUGGGCCGACGGGCCUCAAACUUCUUGCAAUCACGCUGGGCUUAUGCACAACGCUCUUCUUAGUUGGUCUGGAUAACAUCAUCUUAUCCACCGCCAUCCCGCGGAUUACGGAUGAAUUCAGCUCAAUCAACGACAUAGGAUGGUACGGCAGUGCCUACCUUCUUACGACUUGCACGUUCCAACUCACCUUUGGAAAACUCUACUCGCUUUUCUCCAUAAAACUAUUAUAUCUGAUCUCUAUGAUUAUCUUCGAGGUCGGGUCAGCAGUGUGCGGCGCAGCACCUCGAUCGACCGUCCUUAUCCUGGGUCGAGCUAUCGCCGGUAUUGGCUGCGCCGGGAUUCUAGCCGGGACGUUUACUAUCAUCGCCGUCAUAAUUCCUCUGCCCAAGAGGCCUGCGUACACCGGUCUCGUCGGCGGUGUAUAUGCGAUUGCCUCUGUAGUUGGACCGUUGCUGGGAGGAGCCUUCACGGAUAAAGUGACCUGGCGUUGGUGUUUUUACAUUAAUCUGCCCAUUGGGGCCGUUGCAUUUGUCAUCAUGCUCCUUCUUUUCAACCAGCCACCUCGACCGGAUAACGGAGAACGCAAGACGCUGCUUGAAAAGAUAAUGCAAGUUGAUCCCGUUGGCACACUCGCACUCAUGCCAGCAGUGAUUUGUCUUCUGUUGGCACUGCAAUGGGGAGGGACCACAUAUCCUUGGGCCGACCCAAGAGUCAUCGUUCUUAUUGUCCUCUUUGGCAUCCUAUCCAUUGCUUUUGUCUUCAUUCAAGCGAAGAACGGAAAGAACGCAACACUCCCAAUCAAGAUAAUCACGCAAAAAAGCGUUGCUGCAGCAUGCUGGUUCUCCGUAUGUACAGCUGGGGCAAACUUCACGAUGCGACAAUACAUCCCCAUCUGGUUCCAAGCCAUCAAAGGAGUGUCUGCCGUUGAGUCGGGAUUGAUGAACCUUGCCUUGAUUCUCGCCACAGCCGUGGCUUCAAUCCUGGCCGGGGUAGGCAUUACCCAGAUCGGGUACUACAAUCCCUUCAUGAUCGCAUCGACCAUCCUCAUGGCCGUCGGCUCGGGUCUCUUGACCACUUGGAAACCGGACAUUCCAACACGGAUUUGGAUUGGGUACCAGGUUUUGUAUGGUUUAGGCUCUGGCCAGAGCAUGCAAACUCCACUCGUUGUCGUUCAAACGGUCCUACCUAUGGAAGAAAUCCCGCUUGGGACCGCGCUGGUCAUGUUCUUGCAGACGUUUGGAGGUGCCAUCUUUAUUUCCGUGGCCCAAAACAUAUUUACCAACGAGCUUCGGGCCGGACUAGCCAGAGACCUGCCGAACAUCAACGCCACCGCCAUCGUCGAUGGCGGUGCAACAAGCAUCAGACAGCCGGGAGUGCUGCCACCUGAUGCUCUCGGCCCAAUGCUGCAAGUCUACAGCAAGUCUCUCACUAACUCUUGGUAUGUGGCGGUGGGACUUGCUUGCGCUAGUAUAGCCGGAAGUGCCCUUGUGCAAUGGAAGACUGUGAAGCAGGCGGGAUCGCCUGCCGUCACUGUUGAGAAUGGAAAUAAGAAUGAACGAGACGCAAAGGACGAUGGAAUGGAGAUGGAAUUUCAUCAAGAUCUGAGCACAAAUAGAUCGAAGAGAACCGACAUCUUCAACCAGCGGAACGAUGCGAUCUAA
Molecule: messenger RNA, 1788 nt
Organism: Colletotrichum destructivum
Lineage: Eukaryota; Fungi; Ascomycota; Sordariomycetes; Glomerellales; Glomerellaceae
Product: Putative major facilitator superfamily, MFS transporter superfamily
Exons: 3
Coding region: 1-1788 (595 amino acids)
Biological process (GO): transmembrane transport
Cellular component (GO): plasma membrane
Molecular function (GO): transmembrane transporter activity
Source: RefSeq, a predicted model, not a curated record